AUGUCACAACUUCCAUCAAGUUUCGAUAAUUCUAAUGUUGAAUAUGCAGAAGAAAUGCCGUUUUGGGAUAAAGUUGCAUUUCAUUGUAAACAACAACCGUUAGUUCCAUUAGGGUGUGCUUUGACAACAAUAGCUGUUAUUUUAGCUGCUAAAAAUAUUAAAUCUGGCGAUAAGAGAAGAGCUCAGUAUUGGUUUAGAUGGCGUGUCGGUUUACAGGGAGCAACUUUAGUUGUUUUGGUUGCGGGUAGUUUCUUGUAUGGUAAAAACUCUCAAGAAAGAAAAACACAAGAUGAAUUAAUGAAAGACAAGGCAAAGAUGAGAGAGAGGUUAUGGAUUCAGGAGCUAGAAAGAAGAGAUGAAGAAAUGAAGGCCAGGAAAAAGAGAGCUGAAUUAGCCAGGAUUAAGGCACAGGAGAUGGAGAAUGAAACUUCCAAAAUUCAAGAGGAAUUGAAAAAAUUGGAAAAAGAAAUUCAAGAAGGAUCAAAUAAUAAAAAUUAA
Molecule: messenger RNA, 498 nt
Organism: Saccharomycodes ludwigii
Lineage: Eukaryota; Fungi; Ascomycota; Saccharomycetes; Saccharomycodales; Saccharomycodaceae
Gene: RCF1
Product: respiratory supercomplex assembly factor RCF1
Exons: 1
Coding region: 1-498 (165 amino acids)
Biological process (GO): mitochondrial respirasome assembly
Cellular component (GO): mitochondrion
Source: RefSeq, a predicted model, not a curated record